Arabidopsis arenosa is the source of this 5312-nucleotide messenger RNA. The record is from the annotation of a GenBank genome assembly. NCBI's taxonomy places the organism in Eukaryota, Viridiplantae, Streptophyta, Magnoliopsida, Brassicales, Brassicaceae.
CCAUAAAGAAAUUUAACUUGUGUCUUAUUUCUUUUUAGUUCUGUCUGCAAAAAUUUGGUUUAAAGUCUUGUCUUUGUGGGUUUGUUUCCGUGUGCGGUAAGGAGGAAGCUUGUGCUUGUAGACUUGUGUCUCUGCGAAAUUCGCUCUGGCAAAUUAUAAACCAUGGUUGGAGGAAGUAGUGCACAGAAGCUAACUACAAAUGAUGCACUUGCGUAUCUCAAGGCUGUGAAGGAUAAGUUUCAAGAUAAACGUGAUAAAUACGAUGAGUUUCUUGAGGUUAUGAAAGAUUUUAAAGCUCAGAGAGUUGAUACUACUGGUGUUAUCUUAAGGGUGAAAGAACUCUUCAAGGGGAAUAGGGAAUUGAUUUUGGGGUUCAAUACUUUCUUGCCAAAGGGUUUCGAGAUAACUCUCCGACCCGAGGAUGACCAACCUGCUGCGCCAAAGAAGCCUGUUGAGUUUGAGGAAGCUAUUAGUUUUGUCAACAAGAUUAAGACAAGGUUUCAAGGCGAUGAUCGUGUAUACAAAUCGUUUUUAGACAUUUUGAACAUGUAUAGAAAGGAAAACAAGUCCAUUACUGAGGUUUACCAAGAGGUGGCCAUCCUUUUUCGGGACCAUCACGAUUUGCUUGUGGAAUUCACUCACUUUCUCCCUGAUACUUCAGCAACUGCAUCUACUAAUGAUUCUCUAAAAAUGCCAGUACGUGAUAGAGGCAUUAAGCCUCUUCCCAACAUGCGUCAAAUAGAUCUUGAUAAGAAGGACCGGAUUUUUACUUCGCAUCCUGACCGUGCCCUCAAAACCGAACAUAUGGAUGUAGACCAUGAAAGAUCUUUGUUGAAAGAUAGUAAAGAAGAAGUGAGACGCAUUGAAAAAAAGAAUGAUUACAUGGAUGACAGAGAUAGGAAAGAUUACAGAGGUCUAGAACACGAUAGCCAUAAAGAGCAUUUCUUCAACAACAAAAAGAAAUUGAUAUUAAAGGAUGAUGAUUCUGCUGAAAUGUCAAAUCAAGCUAGGGAAGGAGACAAGUUUUCUGGAGCCAUUCCCAGCUCAUCUACUUAUGAUGAAAAAGGUCAUAGCCAAGAACUUGCUUUUGUUGAUAGAGUGAAGGCAAAGCUUGAUACCGCGGAAAACCAGGAGUUCUUACGAUGUCUUAAUCUCUAUUCAAAGGAGAUAAUCAGCCAACCAGAAUUGCAGUCUUUGGUGAGCGAUUUAAUUGGAGUAUAUCCAGACCUUAUGGAAGCCUUCAGAGUCUUUUUGGCUCAGUGUGACAAGAAUGAUGGAUUACUCUCUGGUAUCGUGUCUAAGAAAUCGUUGUGGAGUGAAGGCAAAUGUCCUCAACCUACUAAGUCACAGGACAAAGAUACAGACCGAGAACGUGAGAAGAUUGAAAGGUAUAGAGAAAGAGACCGCGAGAAGGAGAGGCUUGAAAAGGCGGCAGCGAGUCAGAAAUGGGCUAAACCUAUCAGUGAGCUAGAUCUCUCAAACUGUGAACAGUGCACACCUAGUUAUCGGCGACUUCCAAAGAAUUAUCCAAUUCCUAUAGCAAGCCAAAAAAUGGAGAUUGGUAGCCAAGUGCUUAAUGAUCAUUGGGUCUCCGUCACUUCAGGAAGCGAAGAUUAUUCAUUUAAACACAUGCGUAAGAACCAGUAUGAAGAGAGCCUAUUCAAAUGUGAAGAUGACAGGUUCGAGCUAGACAUGUUAUUAGAGUCUGUGAUCUCUGCUACUAAUAGAGUGGAAGAGUUAUUGGCAAAAAUUAACAGUAAUGAAUUGAAAACCGACACUCCCAUCUGCAUCGAGGAUCACCUCACAGCUCUAAACCUAAGAUGCAUAGAACGGUUAUAUGGUGACCACGGGCUCGAUGUGUUGGAUUUGUUAAAGAAGAAUGCAUAUCUUGCUUUACCGGUAAUACUAACCCGUUUGAAACAAAAGCAAGAAGAGUGGGCAAGGUGUCGUACUGAGUUUAACAAAGUCUGGGCUGACAUAUAUACAAAGAACUACCACAGAUCGCUUGAUCAUCGCAGUUUUUAUUUCAAACAGCAGGAUUCAAAGAAUCUGAGCACAAAAGCAUUGCUGGCAGAGAUAAAAGAGAUCUCUGAAAAGAAGCGAGGCGAAGAUGAUGCACUUCUUGCUCUUGCGGCUGGAAAUAGACGAACCAUUUCUUCCAAUAUGAGUUUUGAUUAUCCGGAUCCUGAUCUUCACGAAGAUUUGUAUCAGCUGAUCAAGUAUUCAUGUGGAGAAAUGUGUUCAACAGAACAGUUAGAUAAGGUAAUGAAAGUAUGGACAGAAUUUUUGGAACCAAUAUUUGGUGUUCCUUCUCGCCCUCAAGGUGCCGAAGACCGAGAAGAUGCUGUCAAGUCUACGAACCAAGACCGAGAAGAUGCUGUCAGUCCUCAAAAUGGAGCUAGUAUUGCCAACUCUAUGCGUUCAAAUGGCCCUCGAAAAGGAAAUGAAAGUAAUCAAGUGCGGCAAGCUAGUGAGUUGGAUAAAGAUGUCACUUCUAGUAAAACCUCAGAUGUCUUAUUAUCAUGUGACAACAACACUCAGAAUGAUAAAAUGCCGAAGAAUCUGACCACACCUGACGAAAGACCGGAAACCAAAGAAGCUGUUUCUAUUGAAUGUGCCCACAACUCAAAUGCACUGCCUGUGGAUGGAUUGUUACCUCAAAGGAAUGGAAAAAUCAGCAAUUUAUCCAUUGCCGGGCUUAGCAAUAGUAAUCCAAAACCUAGUGCAUUAACCAGUGGAACGGAGGAGUUGAAGCCGAAUCACGUAAAUGGGCCACGCGUAGAGAUUGGCGACAACCAAGUAAUUCCAAAUGGGACAUUGGCAGAAACAUCGAAUAAUCAAACAUCUAACGAAGGGUUCGCUGGGGAAACCAAAGUCGAAAGAGAGGAGGGUGAACUUUCUCCAACAGGAGAGUUUGAGGAAGAUAAUUUUGCAGUUCAUGGAGAGAAUGACAUGGAGGCUCUCAGCAAAAGUAAGGAGAAUGAUGCUACUGCAGAUGAUGAAGGUGAUGCAAGUGCUCCAAGAUCAUCAGAUGGCAGCGGAAACACAUCUCAGAACGGUGAUGUUUCUGGAACUGACUCUGGUGAUGGUGAAGAUUGUUAUCGCGAAGAUGAUAUGGACCAUAAUAAGGCAGAAAGCGAAGGUGAGGCUGAAGAAGGUAUGUCUGAUGCCCAGGAUGAUACUGAAGGAGAUAGGCCUGUGUUGUCCAUUUCAGUAAAAAACCUGCUACAUGUGAAACCUCUUGCAAAGUAUGUUCCUCCAGCUUUGCGCGAUAAGGACAAAGAUGAUUCUCGGAAGAACUCUCAAGUCUUUUAUGGGAAUGAUUCUUUUUAUGUUCUUUUCAGGCUUCAUCAGAUUUUGUAUGAUAGAAUAUUAUCAGCAAAAGUCAAUUCAUUAUCUCCAGAUAGAAAGUGGAAGACCUCAAAUCCAACAAACCCCGGUGAUUCGUACGCCAGAUUCAUGGAUGCUCUCUACAAUUUGCUCGAUGGCACAUCCGAUAAUUCAAAGUUUGAAGAUGAUUGCCGAGCAAUUAUUGGGACACAGUCAUAUGUUCUCUUCACAUUAGACAAACUGAUCUACAAGCUCAUCAAGCAUCUCCAAGGAGUAGCUGCUGAUGAGAUGGACAACAAAUUACAACAGCUAUAUGCAUAUGAGAAAUCCAGAAAGCCUGAAAAGUUUCUCGAUGCUGUUUAUUACGAAAAUGCUCGUGUGCUUCUUCCCGAUGAGGAUAUAUACCGCAUCGAAUGUGAAAUAUCGACACCAAGCAAACUCUCUAUUCAGCUUCUGGACUAUGGACAUGAUAAGCCUGAUGUGACAUCCAUAUCCAUGGACCCAACUUUUGCAGCUUACCUCCACAAUGUAUUCCUUUCCUAUCAACCUAAUGCGAAAGAGAAUCCCCGAAUCUAUUUGAAACGGAAUAAGCGUAAAAAUGGUGGUGACGAUGAACUCUGCACCACAGAUGGAGUUAAGAUUAUUAACGGUUUGGAAUGUAAGAUAACCUGCAGUUCUUCAAAGGUCUCCUAUGUAUUAGACACAGAGGAUGUGUUACAUCGUUCUAAGAGGAGAAAAUUUUUGAACCAAAGCGGUUUACCACUCAAACAGGAUUCUGUUUGCAGUGCUCUUAUGGUUAUUGCAAUCAUACAAGAUUCUCACGAGAUUCCUGUGCCGAAAAUAGAAUUAGCUUCUAUGGAUUUCACAGUGCACAAUAUUACACAGACUCGUCUUAGUGCAAAUUGGGAUUUGUCCAUAAGAAUCCCUAAUGAUCUUCCUGGUCAGUAUAUAUGUCUUCAAGGAGACCUUCAAGCUUCCUUCCUUUACAAGAACGUUACUCUUGCUACCUCAUCCCCUCAAAAAUACUACAAUCUCAAAUACCAAACUCCGCAACUUCUUACGGUUUCAGCUCUUGUUUCCGAUAAAGAUAUUAGCAGUUCAAUUGGAAAAGAGAUUAUAGAAGCUAUAAAAAAGAAGAAGGAAGUGCAAUUUGUAUCGCGGUUUUCUCUAACUGAUUGUAGAAAAAAUACAACAGGAGUUAUGAGUUAUGAGUGCGAUGAAGUCACCUUGAGGUUCGAACCUUCAGAGCUGAAGGCGAUUACUGUGUUUGGGAACUAUCCGAACUCCUUGAUCUCCGCUUUAAUUGGCCUUAUGGUUUAUCUAUACAAACAUCCCUAUAUUGGUGGUCGCGGAUUUCUGGACCCAUUGCCACCGUCGCCACCAGUGAGACCGGAAAUAGAAUUAACUUCUAUGGAUUUCACGGUGUUUAAUAUUACACAGACACGUCUUAGUGCAAAGUGGGACUUGUCGAUAAGGAUCCCUUACUAUCUUCCUGAUAGCUAUAUAUGUCUUAAUGGAGAUAUUCAAGUUUCCUUGCGUUACAAGAAUGUCAUUAUUGCUACCUCAUCCAUACAAAAAUACAACAAUCUCCGAUACCGUUCGGCUCAGCUUCUUAAGGUUUCAGCAGUUGUUUCCGAAAAAGAUAUCAGCGGAUUGAUUGGGAAAGACCUAAUGGAAGAUGUCAAAGAGAAGAAGAAAGUGCGUUUCGGGUCGCGGGUUUUAAUUACGGAUUGCAGAAGAAAUAUGGCAGAAAUAUGCGUUUUGGAUGCCAUGAAGUCACCUUGCGGUUCGAACCUGGAUCAGAGAUGAAGGCGACUAUGUUUGGGAACCACCCAACAUGCUUCAAUUUUUGACCAAAGUCCACUUCAUUGUUUAGUGUUUUCUUGUUUCUUUCACCAAUUCAUUGUUAAGUUUGCAAACUUUACUUAGGUAAACUUUUUUUCUUUGGUUUUCUUUACGGGGAAUAAGAAUUCCACUAUUAC